Messenger RNA from Zingiber officinale, 1329 nucleotides. Its product is annotated as probable carboxylesterase 8. The transcript has a single exon. The record is from RefSeq and is a predicted model, not a curated record. Bases 138 to 1136 code for a protein of 332 amino acids. Gene Ontology annotation, molecular function: hydrolase activity. Lineage: Eukaryota; Viridiplantae; Streptophyta; Magnoliopsida; Zingiberales; Zingiberaceae.
AAAAUUGCUUCGUGACGUACUGCGUAAAGCACGCCAAAAAUUUUUACUUACAAAUUGUUUGUUCGCUGACUGACUGUUGAAUCGACUUGCAGCUCAAAAUCCACCUCGCCGCAGUCUAAUUCUCUGUGUUCUCGUCCAUGGAGAACUCAUCCGUCUCUGGGGCGCAAAAGAGUCUUCCCUCCACGAAAAGCACCAGCCUCUUCCUCCAAAUCGUCGAACACCCCGACGGCACCGUCACCCGCCCCGCGGUCCCCGUCCUCCCGCCCUCCGGCGAUCAACCCGAUGCCGACGUCCUCUCCCGAGACGUCCCCCUCAAUCCCCCGAACGGCACAUGGCUCCGCAUCUACCGCCCCAACCCCCUCCCUCCAGCCGCCAAGCUCCCCGUCAUCAUCUACUUCCACGGCGGCGGCUUCGUCGUCUUCAGCUCCGGCACCGCCUUCUACCACGCCUUCUGCGAGGCGAUGGUUCGCCAUGUCUCCGCCCUGGUCGUCUCCGUCGACUACCGCCUCGCGCCUGAGCACCGCCUCCCCGCCGCGUACGAGGACGCGGCGGAGGCCGUGCUCUGGCUCCGAUCCCAAUUAGGUCGAGGAGGGGGAGGAGAUCCGUGGCUGGCACGCCACGGCGACGCCUCCCGCUGCUUUCUCAUGGGCAGCAGCUCCGGCGCCAACAUGGCGUACCACGCCGGACUGCUCCUCACGGCCCUGGAGCUGCACCCGGUCAAGUUCACGGGGCUGAUCCUCAACCAGCCCUACUUCGGCGGAGAGGAGAUGACUCCGUCGGAGACGAGGUCGGAGGAGGACCAAAUACUCCCCCUCCGCGCUAACCAGAUGCUGUGGAGGCUGGCGCUGCCGGAAGGCGCGGAUCGGGACCAUCGAUUCUGCAACCCGGUGGCGGCGGUUCCGGCGGAGCUGAGGCAUCUGCCGAUGUGUCUGGUGACGGGCUGCGAAGGGGAUCCGUUGGUCGACCGGCAGCGGCAGUUCGUGGAAAUGAUGGAGAAGGAAGGAAGCGGCGGCGGCGCCACCGCCGUGGUGGCGAAGUUUCGCGAAGGAGGGUUUCACGCGGCGGAGCUGCUCGAUCCGGAGUGGGCGGAAACCCUAAUCGCGGAGGUUCGGGCGUUCGUUGCGAGCGCUUGUUAGUGGCUCCACUAAACUUUGAAAUAAAAUAAAAUAUAAAAAAAUUCAAUGAUUUUAAAAAGGUGAAAUAAUGGUCGUAAAUAAUGGAUAUUUGGUUAAUGCAAUUGUCGAUCGAUUACGAUGGACUUGUGCCAAAUGGGGCAGUGGAGUCUCUGUGUUGUCUUGGUCCCGAUUAAUGAAGUUGGGAGUUUUAUAA